GUUGCAGUUGCGCUGCGGGACGGCCGCGGUGACGCUCAGGCCUCCGACUCUGCCCCGCGCUCCCCGACGCGUGCAGCCAUGACCCGCUCGCUCUUCAAGGCAAACUUCUGGAGUCCGGACAUCCUCAGCACCUCCGGCUACGACAACAUCAUCCAGCAUCUCAACAACGGCCGCAAGAACUGCAAAGAGUUUGAAGACUUCUUAAAAGAGAGAGCAUCAAUUGAAGAAAAGUAUGGCAAAGAUCUGCUUAACCUCUGCAGGAAGAAGGCGUGUGGACAGUUGGAGAUCAACACCCUGAAGCGGGCCCUUGAAGUCUUCAAGCAACAACUAGACAAUGUGGCGCAAUGUCACAUCCACCUUGCACAGACUCUGAGGGAAGAGGCCAAGAAGAUGGAAGAAUUCAGGGAAAAGCAAAAGCUCCUGCGGAAGAAGACAGAGGCUGUGAUGGAUGCUGCCCAUAAGCAAAGGCACUCCCAAUUCAAGAAAACCAUGGAAGCAAAGAAGAUGUAUGAACAGAAAUGCCGUGACAAGGACGAGGCGGAGCAGGCUGUCCACCGGAAUGCCAACCUGGUAAACCAGAAGCAACAGGAAAAGCUUUUUGUGAAACUGGCAACUUGUAAAACUGCAGUAGAAGACUCAGAUAAGGCAUACAUGGCGCACAUCAGCACGCUGGAUAAGAUCCGAGAGGAAUGGCAGAGUGAGCACAUCAAGGCCUGCGAGGUGUUUGAAGCUCAAGAAUGCGAGAGGAUAAACUUCUUCAGGAAUGCAUUGUGGGUCCAUGUGAAUCAGCUGUCACAGCAGUGUGUCACCAAUGAUAAUAUGUAUGAACAAAUCCGAAAGAGUUUAGAAAUGUGCAGCAUUGAGAAGGACAUCGAGUGCUUUGUGAAUCACCACAAAACUGGUCAGGUGCCACCAGCACCCAUCAUGUAUGAGAACUUCUACUCCCCCCAGAAGAAUGCAGCCCCUCCCAGAAAGGCUGCUGCACCUAACAUAGCAAGGAGAGGACCUCACCCAAUUCCUAAGAGUUUGCCAGAUGACCCUGAAUAUUCUUUGGUUGAUAACUACAGCUUGAUCUAUCAAUAACAUCUAUGAAACAAUGCUCUUUCUGACUGUGCUUCUGCGGACGGGGCACUCAGAAUCUCAGAAUCUGUAGAAAUGAUGUCAAUCCUGAAGACUUUGAAGUGAACUCUUGCUUUCAUCUUUUGAUAUGUACAAUUUAUAGUAGACAUUGAAUCCAGUGUAUCCUAGUAGAGUUCUGCAGUUUUUACAAACUGCUCCAAGCUGCGAAAGAUCCUUUCCUGAUCAGUCCCUUUUAGGUUGUGAAUGAAUUUUGUGUGUGUGUGUGUGUGUGUGUGUGUGUGUGUGUGUGUGGUUUAUUUUAUUUUUUCCCCCCACUUGAUCCAGGAAAGUCUGGGAUUUAGAGCCUGGAACUUGGUGAGAAGGUGGGAGGAGCAGAAGGUGGGAGGGGCAGCAGGGGCCUCUGAACCAAUCAACUUGCAAAAGCUCCUUUGGUUUGAAGGGCAGCCAAAGGACUGUGCACCGGGACCCACCCUCUCAGUGGUGCAAGAUUUACUGUCACCACCCUAUCUGGCCAUAGCCUUGGAGACCAUCCAUGUCAGUGUUCAUCAACCUUUUUACACCUGUGGACCAAAAUCUCCCUCCAUGGGUCCACGGAUGAGCAUUUCUAACCUGAGGCAGCAGACCAGAGCUUUUCCACCUUUCUACACCCCAUCCACCAGCACCAUCCCACGGACCCCUGGUUGAAGAACGCUGAUCUGCAUGAUGGUGCCUUCUCAUUUUACAGAUGAGGAGAUAAACCUCAGAAGUGGGCAAUCCCUUCCUGCACUCUUCUCCCUGCUGAUUUGGGCCAGAACCCUAACUGGAGGGCGAGCUCACCCUUCACCUCACCCUGCCUGAGGCUGUGAUGGGGCUGUUGAAAUGUAAGAUGCUCCAUGUUGUGGCCAGCAUCUUUUUAGCUGGAGAAAGUACCGGGCUGUAAAUGUCAAGUUUAUUUUUAUCUGGCUCCUGUGUGUGCUGCGCUCUGGAGCAGGCUGUUUCAUCUAAUCAAAGCAGCCAGGGACCAGAAGCCAGGAGCCUAUUUUUGAUACCCUGGAGAGUUGGGUGGGGGAGUGGACAGCUGUAACACUGAAUGGCAAAGGAUGUUUGAAUUUAAAAUGCUCAAGUGUGGGGGUCACCUAGCAGCACAUCCUCAAGUCCACGAGACGUGGGAUUUUGAUUUUAUUUCUGGAGACUUUUAGAGGGCCAGUGCCAGCCCCUGCACCUGAAUCUUCAGUGAGAAACACUGCCCUCACCAGCUCUGGACAUCCAGAUGUCCAUCUUAACCUUCUGCAAAUAUCUGACACUUCCUUUGGUCACCUGCGGACAGUUGGGCACUGGGGAGCACGCGUUGGGUGUAUUUUGGUUAGAGACUUGUUCACACUGAAGUGGUAUGUACCCUACAGCGUGACCCCACGAGAAUGGCCAGCUUCCUCUCCUGCUCAUUGCAAUUCCCUUCCUGAGACAGUGUUGACUUUGCUUGGAAGAUGCUGUCCCUCUCUCAUGUAUUCUGCUACCAAAAGUGACAGCCUCUAGUUGGGACAGGAAGCUUGCACCAUCGGUUGCUCAUCCUUUUGAGAAACUGAAGUUUGCUAAGGGCCACUGACUUCCCCAAAUGGAGCAGACUCAGGAAAUUUUCCUUUGAACUUAGAACUGUCUCCUUUAAUUUAUUUAUUGCCAGCCACUCCUCAGGGGUUUUACACUUCUCUCUGCUGGGUGUGUAAUGGGUGGGAAAGUGUCAGAUGAAUGAAAUUGACAUUCUGUGGAUCUUUCAGUUUGAAUGGAAGUCAAAUAAAGGUUCGUGGUGAUUGGGAAUUUCUUUUGC
This is a messenger RNA of Sorex araneus (European shrew), 2881 nucleotides long. It is a transcript of the gene PSTPIP2, whose product is annotated as proline-serine-threonine phosphatase interacting protein 2. Lineage: Eukaryota; Metazoa; Chordata; Mammalia; Eulipotyphla; Soricidae. Gene Ontology annotation, biological process: actin filament polymerization. Gene Ontology annotation, molecular function: actin filament binding. The record is from RefSeq and is a predicted model, not a curated record. Gene Ontology annotation, cellular component: plasma membrane; cytoplasm; actin filament. The coding region runs from base 79 to 1083 and encodes 334 amino acids. The transcript is spliced from 15 exons.